GGCCGCCAUUCGAUGUGCGCAACUAAUUUGGGAAAGAGGUAUUCUUGGAAAAGGCCCAGGAAUUUGUCAUGGAGUUGCAGGCAGUGGAUAUGCAUUUCUAUUACUCUACAGGCAGACCCUCGAAAAUGGAUGGCUUGAGAAGGCAAAAGUUUUUGCUUUAAUCAUGAUGAGUGAAAAUUUUAGGAAUGCUGCUCGGACACCUGAUUGUCCUUGGAGUUUGUUUGAGGGUUGGGCGGGAUCGCUUUGUUUUUUAAUUGAUUUGCUUACACCGACAAAAUCCCAAUUUCCUUUGCUCCCAUUGAAUUUCAAAAAUUAG
Messenger RNA from Meloidogyne enterolobii, 316 nucleotides. The record is from the annotation of a GenBank genome assembly. Lineage: Eukaryota; Metazoa; Nematoda; Chromadorea; Rhabditida; Meloidogynidae.